AAUUAACUUUCAAAAUGGUAUUCGGAUUUGGUGACAACGACAACGACAAGAACGACAGAUCUUCUUCUAGAGACAGAUCUUCUUCGAGAGACAGAUCUUCCUCUAGAGAUAACAACAACUCGUACGGUUCUUCUAACUCCAGAGACAACGACAACUCCUAUGGUUCUAAAGGAAACAGCGACUCUUAUGGUUCUGGAAACAGUGGUUCUUACGGUUCUGGAAACAGCGACUCUUACGGUUCUGGAAACACUGACUCGUAUGGUUCUGGAAACAGUGAUUCGUACGGAAGCUCUAGAGGUGGAAACGAUGAUUCUUAUGGUUCUAAAGGAACACUGACUCUUACGGUUCUGGAAACAGUGACUCUUACGGUUCUGGAAACACUGACUCUUAUGGUUCUGGAAACAGCGACUCUUAUGGUUCUUCCAAACGUGACAACGACAACUCGUAUGGUUCUUCUAACCGUGACAACGAAGACUCAUACGGCUCUUCUAGAGGCGGUAAUGACGACUCGUACGGCUCUUCUAGAGGUGGAGACUCUUAUGGCUCCAACGACAGAGACAGCGACAGAUACUAAUUUUAAUUUUAAGUGUAUUAUGUACCACGUUAUAGCAAUAAAAAAAUUAAAUCA
Messenger RNA from Yamadazyma tenuis ATCC 10573, 628 nucleotides. The record is from RefSeq and is a predicted model, not a curated record. NCBI's taxonomy places the organism in Eukaryota, Fungi, Ascomycota, Pichiomycetes, Serinales, Debaryomycetaceae.